AUGGCCCGCGGCCCCCAAAACCACAGCACAGAACCCCGAAGCAGCGACCCAACUCUAUCCCUCUACCUCCUCGUCUACGAAACCACCCCCAAUGACGAAUUCACCCUAACCCUAACAAACCCCGGCCUCCCCAUCGUCCCAAGCUCCCCCUUCUACCGAACCCUCCAAGACCUCUGGUCCCAGCACGGAAAUCGUGAUGCAACGCCUAGUGUGGGUCUGAUUCGAGCUGUUGCGGCGGAUAUUCAGCGGCAGCCGAGAUUGUGGAGUUUGUACGUUGAUUGA
Molecule: messenger RNA, 282 nt
Organism: Penicillium waksmanii
Lineage: Eukaryota; Fungi; Ascomycota; Eurotiomycetes; Eurotiales; Aspergillaceae
Exons: 2
Coding region: 1-282 (93 amino acids)
Source: RefSeq, a predicted model, not a curated record